AUGCUCCGGCGCUCUCCGGUUCCGCGUCGCUACCGCACAGCAUGGCGUGAGCUGCUCCACCCGCUCCCGGUGUGGGCUCGCAAGCAGCAGUGGCUAAAGCGUGAUACCGUCGAGGUGAACGAGGCCAUCCUGCGUGAGCCCUAUUACCGCAUCAAAACCUUCGCGCAGCCCGCUGCCUUUGUGCCCCCUCGCGUGAGCGAGGGCGCCACCCACGAGCCAGACACGCAGCAGAGCAGCCGCUAUGGCGUGGAUCGUCAGCUGCGCGGACCGCGUCGCGCAGUGUCGCCGGAGCGCCUGCAGGAGCUGCGUGAGCAGCUGCAGUUUGUUGGGUCUGUUGGGCCUAAAGUUCCGCCGGCGGCAGAAGCAGGGCCGGCGUACCAAGACGAGUAUGGGACUCGCCUGCGCCCGCGCUACCCACAGUCGUGGGAUACAGUGCCUCCACACCAGCCCUCGCGCUCUGAGAUUUGA
This is a messenger RNA of Leishmania mexicana MHOM/GT/2001/U1103, 468 nucleotides long. RefSeq lists its product as hypothetical. NCBI's taxonomy places the organism in Eukaryota, Euglenozoa, Kinetoplastea, Trypanosomatida, Trypanosomatidae. The record is from RefSeq and is a predicted model, not a curated record. Bases 1 to 468 code for a protein of 155 amino acids. The transcript has a single exon.